CCAACCAAUACCCGCUAAGGAUUCUGUUUUGUGGGCGUUAUUUCCUGUACUCUUUUGCAUCUCAUUUUUUUUUCUAAAUUGCUUGUGUAUAUGUUAGAAGAAAGACCUGAGGCGAGGCAGUAACGGAUUUAACGGACUUCGCGUCUUCUAAUCCGGACGGACACGUAAUGAAAUGAUGUGCGGUUCCCGCAGCUCGAAUUUCACCGCUGGAUUCUAGAGUUUAGGUCACUGCUGUGGAUGAACCGGAGCCGGCGGCGGUCAGCUGGACAUGGCCAGCUCACACCUGGCUGAUCUGUCCCAGGCCUGGGACAACUACAUGGACUGCCGCGCGCAGGGCGCAGAUCUGCAGGUCAGUCUUCAGUGCUUGGAGAGUUUUCUGUGCACGUUUCACUGUGUGCGACAACUCAGUGACCCGAGAGCAAAGGAUGCGCUCAAAUUCUGCUCGGACAUGAGUGGGGCCAGUAACACCCUGGCACGGGAGUUCCUGACCGAUGUGCACCAGUUGUGUAGUGCGGUGGCCCAGCGGGCCGAGGACGAGGAGGAGAGUCACAUGGUGGCGCUGGGAGAGUAUCUGGUGCGCGGACGCGGGUUCCUGCUCCUCAGCACCCUGGACUUUGUCAUUGACCAGGGAAUGACCUGUCGGGAAGAGCUGCUUACACUCUUGUUGUCUCUGCUACCUCUGGUCUGGAAGAUUCCUGUUCAGGAGGAUAAAGCCCCAGAUUUCACCCUGCCUUCAUUACUAGAGGUGUUUCUAUGCCAAGAGGGAAGGACCAUCCCUCAAAAGGCGGGGCAAAAUAGAUGUGAUGUGCAGAACUCUGGGAAGCGUUUAUCUGGCUCCUCGAAGUCACGUCGUUCACGAAGAACAGCUCAGCGAUACUCUGUGAGGGAUGCACGCAAAUCUCAGCUUUCCACAUCAGAUUCUGAAGCCAACUCGGAUGAUAAGACCACAAAUACUGGGAGCAAACAUCGCAGAUUCCACAGUUCGGCCGUUCGUGUUAGUUGCCAGCUUCACCAGUCCAACAAUCCAUCACAGCCAGCAUCGCAACAUCCCACUCUUGAUGCCAUGAGCACCAUUGAGCCAUCCCAACCUCACAGACUGUUUGGAUCUCACACGUUAGAUCCUAACAUGCUAACAGACCCCACCACUCUCUCCAUCUUCAACCGCAUGGAGAACUCGCCUUUUGACCUUUGCCAUGUUCUACUCUCUCUUCUGGAAAAAGUCUGCAAAUUCGACAUGACCAUCAAUCAUAACCCAGGCUUGGCGGUCAGCGUUGUACCCACGCUCACAGAGAUACUCACAGAGUUUGGUGACUGCUGUGGUCCCGGUGGUGGUGGUAGAGGUGGGAUCGAUGAGCUAGCUGGAGGCUGGACUGAGGAGCCAGUUGCACUUGUUCAAAGGAUGCUUUUACGCACAAUUCUGCACUUGAUGUUUGUAGACGUGGGUCAAAAUGAGACACUUCCUGAUAAUCUGCGUCGAAGCUUGACUGACCUCUUCAGAGCAACUUUAAAGAUUCGUACCUGUUUAGAAAGGCAAGCUGACCCUUUUGCACCAAGGCCAAAGAAAACUCUGCAGGAGAUACAAGAAGAUUUUUCCUUUUCAAAGUACCGUCACCGGGCCUUGCUACUGCCAGAACUCUUGGAGGGUGUCCUGCAGUUACUACUAGGCUGUUUACAGGCCUCUGCUCCCAACCCUUUCUUUUUCAGUCAGUCUCUUGAGUUAGUUCAUGAAUUUGUCCAACACCGUGGCUUGGAGCUCUUCGAGGCAACAGCUCUGCGCCUUGAGGCCUUAGCAGAAGCUCGAGAUUCAGAAGUCGGUAGUGAUGCAUCAGAGCAUCUUCGUUGUCUUAUAGCUAAUGUACUUAAGAUAAUCAGUGCUGUCAAGAGGGCCAAGUCAGAGCAGCUACACCAGUCUGUUUGUGCACGUCGUCGACAUCGUCAUUGCGAAUACUCCUAUUUUUUGCACCAUCACCGUGACCUCUCAGGAUUGCCGGUAUCCACUUUCAAGCAGGCAGCCCGACGUAACCCCUUUGAAGAGGACUCCGAGGGUCAUGACGGGGAAGUGCGUUACCCCGAACGCUGUUGUUGCCUUGCAGCUUGUGUCCACCAGUGCUUGCAUCUUUUCCAGCGCCUGUCACCCUCAGGUCCUGCUGUGCUGCAGGUACUAGCAGGAGUACAAGCUGUUGGCAUCUGUUGCUGCAUGGAUCCAAGGUCCAUAAUUGGACCAAUGCUCCAGGCAUUUCAGGCUCCAGGACUUCGGAGCUAUCAGUCCCAUGUGUUGAGCGUCCUUAGUAGACUAGUCUUAGAACAGCUUGGAGGUGGUCAACCUUCUGAAAAGGCCAAGCUUUCCUCCUGCAACAUUUGCACUUUGGAUAGUAGCCAGUUACCUGGCCUUGAAGAGACUUUGCAGGGCUAUGGACCUAAGAAAGAAUUGAACUUAUCCACGUCCCAAUCUCCCUCUUAUCGUUCCCAAGGUAUUCUGCCCAGUAGAGGGGCUGAAGACAUGCUAUGGAAGUGGGAUGCUUUAGAGGCCUAUCAAGAAAUUGUGUUUGGGGAAGACUGGCAUUUGAGUCAACAAAUUGCCAGUCAUGUAUGCCAGUUGACUUUACGAGGUAAUGCAGUAGUGCAAUGGCAACUCUACACUCAUAUUUUUAACCCAGUACUUCAGCGGGGUGUGGAACUAACCCAUCAUGCCCAGCAACUUGGUGUGUCAACUACUUGUAGCCAAGUCUGCAGUUACCAUACCAAUUGCCUCCCGGUUGAGGUACUACUGGUUUAUCUUCAAACCCUGCCUGCUCUGCUAAAGUCAAGCCGGGUGGUACGUGACCUGUUCCUGAGUUGUAACGGACUGAACCAGAUCACAGAGUUGAUCUACUUGGAUUGCACUCGUCUAUGGGCACUGAAAGUGUUCGAAACACUCAUUUUGAAUGCGUGGCACCAUCACGUGGAUUCUGCUGUGCAUGAGCCAGAAAGAGCCGAAGCGCAGGAGAGGGAAGCUGUUCUUGGGCUUGUUGAGGAACUGAGUUCACGUGGGGCUGGUGAAGGACCUCAGAGCCUCACUAAGUUUUAUGAAGGCUUGAAAGAGGCAUGCCCUCAUCCAAAGGGCAAAAGUGCAUUUUCUGCAGUAGGGCGUAACCGAGGUGAGGCGCAUUUAAACACAAUCAACUUUUUUCUGUGUGUUGCCUUCCUAUGUGUAAGCAAGGAGGCAGACUCUGACAGAGACUCUGCUAAUGACUCUGAAGACACCUCAGGCUAUGAUAGUACGGCUAGUGAGCCGUUGGGUGGCCGACUGCCCUGCCUUUCCCCAGACAGUGUGGCUCUUCCCUCUAAAGAACAGAUAAGGAGGGCUGCCGAUGUUUGGUCAGUAUGCCGUUGGGUGUACAUGUCCAGUCCAGUAUUCCAGAGGCAGUUCUUUAGACUGGGAGGACUAGACGUCUGUUCACGUCUAAUGACAAUGGUCAUCCAGAAACUCACGUCUAAAAUCAAAGACAGUAAAUUUAAGAAAAAGAGAGAGAGUAAGGGCAAAAGCAGUCCAUCUCAUGUAGGCUCUCCCACUCAAGCUCUUACAGGACAGUUUGACAAUAUAGCGUCGGCUGCAGGUACAGAGGAAACCCACCUGCAUGACACACACAGCCCCUCUCAGGCCGAGAGCAACUCAGUUGACCCAACGCAAAGGCUUGAAGAGGAAUGGCCUCUCCAGAGCAUCCGACUGCUGGAGGCGCUUUUGGCAAUCUGCCUCCACAGUGCCAGUUCAGCCCUACAGAGAUUUGAACCAGACCUUUCCUUUCAGCUUCAGUCCAUAGAGGAGACGCUGUGUGAGGUCAGGGAUCAGCUCUCUCGAUCUGGAGUUGUGAAUUCUGAACUAGCAGUUCCUCUGUUUGAUUCCUUACUACAUGUGGCAUUGGCUGAGAUGUUCGUCAGUCCAGAUGACAUCCAGGAGAAACCUGACAAGAAGUCUCAAGUCAGCGGAGAGGUGGCUCCUCCAGCAGGUGAUCUGUCAGAGGAGGUGGAUGAAGCUCAGGUGAGUGGCGCUUCACCGCUGGGAGAAGAGGAAGGCUAUGACGCAGACAGUGAAAGUAACCCUGAGGACUCCACCCGUCAGGAGGAAGGGAUAAAGGUGGAGGCUGGAGUCUCGUUGGGGGAAUGUACGUUAGGAAUGGCAGGAGUGCCUCAGGGCUCGGGCAGCGGCCGUCUGCUGUUCCCGGAGAUCUGCUUGAUGGAGCUGCAGCUGUUAGCCAGCGGCUCUCCGGACCUGGAGGUUUUGUGCCAUGUGUUGCAGAGUCUGUUAGACGCCGUGAAAGGCCACCACAACAAUGCAAAGCUGCUCUACCAGCAGGGGGGUGUGAAAGCCAUUCUCACCGGAUUUCAGAAUAUUCUCAGCCAAUCAGAUGCCUCCUACAAAGAGUGCCAGACAAUACUGAUGGAGCUGCUCGUUGCCAUGGUGAGGGACAGGAUCACAGCGGAGGAACUUGCCCUAUUGACACGCCUCUUCCUUGAGAAGACUCCGCCCACUGAGAUCUUGCUGAGAGGCUUGCUUCAGAUUGUGGAGGCUAAUGCAGACAUAGAGCCGCUCUGCUUCAUGUCCUUUCCCAUGUUCCCCGGCGCAGGGGUCCCUGGCUUGAGCUCCUCUCCUGGGAUGAGGCCUCAUGGGACGGCUGGUGGUAAGGGUGGAGUAAACACUCUUUUAAGGGGUAAAUUACCCCUGGGCCGUGGUGAAGCAGACCUGAGCAGGACCGGUCAUCUGUGCACCUCUCCCUGGCAUACGGCACCCUUCCACCUGCCCCUAGUGGGACAGAACUGCUGGCCUCACAUGGCCAGUGGCUUCAGCGCCUCGCUGUGGGUACGAGCGGGGAAGGAUGAGGACGGGCCUUACAAGAACGAAGAGGAGGCGUCUCUGGCAGAGGAGGCCCUGCAUGGUCCCGCACAUGUCACGGAGCAGCAGACAGACAGAUGUCUUCAUGUCCUCUCCAUGGGCUCUAAGGCGCUGAUGCUUCAGGUGUGGGUGAACAUCUCCACCGGAGCCUUUACCUUCAGGAUCUGCAUCGAUCCAAACGAUGAGGUGAAGGCGGGUCUGCUGGCCCAGGCGGAGUCUGGAGACGGUGUGCUGACGUCAGGCAGGUGGCAGCACUUGGCUCUCACGUACACACAGCAGCCCGAGGGCAAGAAGAACAUCCACGGUCAGCUGACCCUCUGGGUGGGCGGCAUUCGGUGAUGUGACGUCUCGCUAGACUUCACUCUGCCCAGGAAGUCCAGUUUGUCAUCGGACAGUAAUAAGACCUACUGUAUGCUUGGACACUAUCAGCACUCCUCAGAGGAGCAGGCCAGCCCAAGUGCACGCUGGGAUAUAGGCACACUGCUGCUCUUUAAUGGCUCCAGAAUUGACACUGCGGAGGCUUUUUACCUGUAUGCCAGCGGUCCUGACCUCACCUCCAUCAUGCCCUGCAAGUACGGCAAGCCUCAUGGGACACUGUCCAAGUACGUGACACAGGAGGGUCUUCAGUGUGAGCAGAUACGAGAGCUCCUCAUGAGGAAUACAGACGUCGACAUCGCACCUCUUAUUGAGAGUUUAGCAGUAGUGUAUGCCCCCAGCACGCCGUCUCUCUACACCAUUUAUGAGCCGGUGAUCCGUUUGAAGGGCCAGGCCAAGUCAGCGAUGGCUUCCCAGCGGCCCUUCAGUGCCAAAGAGGUCCAGAGCUCCAUCCUGGAGCCUCCUUUCCUCAGGACAAAAAAAAAACGCAUGAUGCCCUGCCAGGCUCUCGGCCUACACAGCGUCCUGCACAAGAUCGGAGGCACCGGCGCGUUUGUCUUCCUGUUCGCUCGGGUGGUGGAGUUGAGCGACUGUGAGGAAACUCAAGCUCUGGCGCUGCAGCUGCUGCUGUCUCUGGUUAAGAACAACCAGCAUCGCACUCAUGAGAUGGAGUGAUAGCAGCGCCUGCACAGAAUGAUCAUGUGUUACCACGGCUAUUCCAUGAUUCACCAGGUUCUCAUCAAGCCCAAGUGCAUCGUGGGAUACCACGUUCUGAAGACGCUGUUGGACGGCUGCUGCAGCGGCUCAAUCCUGACGAUCGGAGAAGACGGUCAGUUCCAUCUGGAUGCCGAAUCCACUGUGGUGCUGCAAGAUCUCAGACUGCUUUCUGAAAUACUGCUGGACUGGAAGAUAUGGGCCAAAGCACAGUGUGGCGUGUGGGAGACGCUGCUGACCGCUUUAGAGAUCCUCAUCCGCGUGCAUCAUCCUCAGCAGAUGUUCAACAUACGCCAGCUUCUCAAGGCGCAGGUGGUUCAUCGCUUCCUGCUCGCCUGCCAGGUGCUUCAGGAGCAUCGGGACGAGUACCUGACCUCAAUCCCGCAGGAGGUCUGCCUCUCGUUUGUCAAAAUCAUCCAGGAGGUUUUGGGGUCUCCUCCAGACCUGGACCUGCUGCGGCUGCUCUAUAAUUUCCUGCUGGCCGUUCACCCCCCCACCAACACUUACGUGUGCCACACACCCACCAGCUUCUACUUCUCUCUGCACAUCGACGGUAAGCUGUACCAGGAGAAGGUCCAGUCCAUGAUGUACCUGCGGCACUCCAGCAGCUCUGUGCUCUCACUGUCUCCCUCCGUCUUCACAGAGACGCCCGCUGAAGUACGCCACGCUUCGUCCCCCGAGCAUGGAGAUGAAGAUCUGUCACUGCGUCCCCCAAGCAUGGGCCCGUCUCUGCACUCUUCUCCCGCCCUGACGCCCCGUCUGACCCAUGGAAGCGUGACAGGGACCGCCGAGCCUGAAGAAGGGACGUCCUGGAGUACCCAGCAGGACCUGGGCAGCACGGAGACCCUGAAGCGAGGAGGAGAUGAGCUCCUCAGCAGCUGUGAGUCGGCGAAGACCAUUUGUGAUUCCCAGAAUGUGGGCGGCGAUGACGAGGGCAGCGUCGCGGGAACCCGAACGCCCUCUAUCAGCGUAGAGGAGGAGCACGACGGCCCAGCGGGCAGCCCGCCGGACUCGGAGGACCAUUUCGAUUGGACCAGCGAGGAAGCGCCACGCCGACCGGACAGCCUGAAGGGAAUCCAGUCCUUCCAGAGGAGCCACAGUAACCUGGCCAGUCUGGGUUUGGCUUUUCCCGCACAGAACGGCUCUCUGACUAUCGCUCGCUGGCCCACCGUGGCUGACCGUGCCGCUCCACCGGACGACUGGGAGAGUUACACCUACUCUCCGGGGUAUGACAGACACAGCAAGACGGACUCCAGUAAGGACAGGUCCAGUGCUGAAGACUGUCUGGUUCUGAUCUGCUGCGGUCUGUACGAUCUGCUGAGAGGAGUUCUGCUCCUGCUGCCGGACCUCCUGCUGGAGGAGGUGAUGGACAAACUCAUCCAGCCGGAGGCUCUUCUUGUCCUGGUCAACCACUCUUCUCCUCUCAUACAGCAGGGCGUCAUGAAGCUUGUGGAUGCCUAUUUAAGCCUACUUGAUCAGAGAUAGGAGAGGGAGGAGUUAGUGGUUAAUGAUGGGUUUUGGGUUUUGGCUGAUGGGCUGUACCUGCACCAGGGCUCACAGGGUCUGCUGGAGUGUUUCCUGGAGAUGCUGUUGGGACGACCGGUCGGGAUCGAGGAAGAUCUGGAUCUGGAGGAUAUGGAGAACAUCUCCCCGUUCAGGAAGCGCUGUAUCAUCCCUGUGCUGGGUCUGCUGGAGAACUCUCUGUAUGAGAACUCGCUCGUGCACAACAGUCUGUGUCUGCUGCUGCAGCUGCUCAACGCCUGCCCGAAGCUGGCUGACAUCCUGCUGGACCACGGCCUGCUCUACGUGCUCUUCAACACACUGUCCACCCUCAAUGGCCUGGAGAACGGGAUUCCUCCGAAUGACUACAAGCUGGUGGUGUGUGACAUUCAGCAGCUGCUGGUGGCCGUCACCAUCCACUCCUGCAGCUCCUCGGGAUCUCAGUACUUCCGCAUCAUUGAAGACCUGAUCACCCUGUUGGGCUACAUGCAGACCAGCAAAGUCCGGCGCACACAGGAAAUGGCCACAGCACUGCAGUUCCGCGUGGUCCAGGCAGCCAUCGAUUUCAUUAAGACCACGGCCAAUCAGGACCCUCAGAAAUCCAGCAGCUAUGUCCACGUGCCCACUUCACCGCAUAACGCUCUACAGCCGAAACGCAGAAGCAUCGCAGGUUCAAUGGGGCUGAAAGACUCCAUAAUUCCCCGUAUUCCCCGGCAGCGCUUCAGCUCGUACGGCCUGAUUCCUCUGCCCUCCCCGUUCAGCUUCCUGUCCCAGGAUUCCCCCCUCCCCUCCCCUACCGGAGCAAACUCCUACAUGUUCCCCUCAGACGCAGGUCGGAGGCGGUUCACGGUGGCCCAGUCAGACUCGCUGAUGACGAGAAUGCGCUCGGUGGCCAGCGAUGAGCUUAACCAGAUGAUGCAGCGCAGGAUGAGUCAAGAAAACCCCAUCAGAGCCAGCGAGACGGAGCUGGUCCAGAGACUGCAGAGGCUCGUGGUUCUGGCCGUUAACAGACUCAUCUAUCAAGACAUCAAACAUGAUUUCUUUGACUUCCUGAACUUUCCCGAGUCUCCCGAUCACUCGAUGUCUGUGCCGUUACCCUGCGAGCACUCGACUGAUGAGAACGACUCCACACCGUCCACCCCGAUCCCACCGGGAAACAUCAAGAGCUUCCGGAAAGAUAUUCUCAAACUAAUGAUGGAGGGCAUAAAGAUCGGCUUGGUAAUUAACUUACAGCAGACAUCACCAUGGCAUCAAAUUACCCUUUUAGGGGAAUUUUUUGUGUGGAAGCGAAUCCUCUGGUCCUGCCGUGACACGUUCAGGGUCCAGAUCGGCCGCAUGCUGGUGCACACGCUCAGCCCCGCCGUUCCCCUGGAGGACAGGAAGGAGGCGCUAGAGUUCGUCCACGAGCAGAGCUACUCAGAGAUCCUCAGAGAAAGCCUGAGUCCCGGCCUCGAGCACGGGCCCAAGCUGGCUCUGUAUCUGUACGAGCUGUUACAUGAUCACAGAGACGCCUUGAGCAAAGAAGAGCAGGCGGCUGCCAACACCUUCAUGACGGCGCUGAAACUCUGCGGCCACCGCUGCAUCCCACCCAGCGCUCCCGCCAAACCAGACCUCCUCAAAGCCAUCAAAGAGGAGCAACUGAAAUACGAGUCAGAGGCAAGAACCAGCAAAGGAGCCUGGGAAAAGAAGCUGGCUAACACUGAGAAGAGCCUGUUGCAGAGGCUAGAUGGGAAGUCGAAGGACAUCUCGAAGAUCGCGGCUGACGUCACUCAGAACGUGUCUCUCAGGCAGGGCAUGGAGCGCAAGAAGGUCAUGCAGCACAUCAGAGGCCUUUAUAAAACUGACCUGAGCGCCAGCCGUCACUGGCAGGAGCUCGUGCAGCAGCUCACUCACGACCGGGCGGUGUGGUACGAUCAGUCAUCUUACCCCACUUCCUGGCAGCUGGAUCCCACCGAGGGGCCCAACCGAGAGCGGAGACGCCUGCAGCGCUGCUACCUGACCAUCCCUAACAAAUAUCUGCUCAAAGACCGACACAAACUAGACGAUGCCAUCAAGGCUCCUCUGGCAUUCCUGUUUGAGGACAAAACUCACUCCUCUUCAUCCAUAGUGAAGGACAAAGCCACCAGUGAGCCCAUCAGGUUUACAAGAAAGUGUGUAAGUGUGGCGCCCUCUAGAGAGACGGCAGGAGAGCUGUUGCUGGGAAAAUCUGGGAUGUACUUUGUGGAGGAUAAUGUUGCAGAGACAUUUGAUAACCAAAGUCCUCAUGGAGAGACGGAGCCGGCCUCCUUCUCCUGGACGUAUGAGGAGAUAAAGGAGGUACACAAGCGCUGGUGGCAGCUCCGAGACAAUGCUAUGGAGAUCUUCCUCACCAACGGCAGGACGCUGCUGCUCGCGUUUGAUACCACCAAGUUCCGCGAUGACGUCUACCACAACAUCCUGAGCUCAGAGCUGCCCAACCUGCUGGAGUACGGUAACAUCUCUGCCCUCACACACCUGUGGAGCUCAGGACAGAUAACCAACUUCGAGUACCUCACCCACCUCAACAAGCACGCGGGCCGCUCCUUCAACGACCUCAUGCAGUAUCCCGUCUUCCCCUUCAUCCUGCGAGACUACACCAGUGAGACGCUGGACCUGCAGGACACCUCCAUUUACAGGAUCCUCAGCAAACCCAUUGCAGUGCAGUCUAAAGAGAAGGAAGACCGUUAUGUGGACAAUUACAGGUACCUGGAGGAGGAGUAUAAGAAAGGCAAGGUAGAGGAUGACCCCAUGCCCCCCGUCCAGCCCUAUCACUACGGCUCUCACUACUCCAACAGCGGCACCGUCCUGCACUUCCUCGUCCGGCUGCCUCCCUUCACCAAGAUGUUUCUGGCCUAUCAAGACCAGAGCUUUGAUAUUCCUGACCGAACGUUCCACUCCAUGAACACCACGUGGCGUCUGUCGUCCUACGAGUCCAUGACGGAUGUCAAAGAGCUCAUCCCAGAGUUCUUCUACCUGCCAGAGUUUCUGGUCAACAGAGAAGGUUUUGACUUUGGCGUGCGGCAGAACAGCGAGCGGGUGAACCACGUGAAUCUGCCGCCGUGGGCCAGGAAUGACCCGCGACUCUUCAUCCUCAUCCACAGACAGGCUCUGGAGUCAGAUCAAGUCUCGCAGACGCUCUGCCAGUGGAUUGACCUGGUGUUUGGACUCAAGCAAAAGGGCAAAGCUGCGGUCCACGCCAUCAAUGUCUUUCAUCCUGCAACGUACUUUGGCAUGGACGUAUCUGCCGUUGAAGACCCUGUGCAGCGUCGGGCUCUAGAAACUAUGAUCAAGACGUACGGCCAAACACCCAGACAGCUGUUCAACGCCUCGCACAUCAGCCGAGCCGGAACCAAACUCCUGUCAGAGGCAGAGCUGCCCGCAGCCAUGGGCCUCCUGGUGCAGCUGGCCUUCAGAGAGAGCCGCGAGCAGCCCAAAGACACCGUCUACCCGAGUCCUCUGCCGUGGAUAAAGGGCUUGAAAUGGGGCGAAUAUGUGGGAUCCCCCAGUGCUCCGGACCCCGUGGUCUGUUUCAGUCAACCUCACGGAGAACACUUCGGCUCCCUGCUGGCGCUGCCCACGCGUGCCAUCUGCGGCCUCUCGCGCAAGUUCUGCCUCAUGAUGAUCUACAGCAAAGAGCAAGGUGAAGGAGAACACACACGCACAAAACCUGGAAGUGAUGUUGAGUGGUCAGCUAUUCUGAGCUGGGGUUACACCGACAACAUGCUGCGUCUGAAGAGCAAACAGAGCGAGCCGCCCAUCAACUUCAUCCAGUGCUCACCACUGCACCAGGUGACUAGUUGUGCCUGGGUGCCGGACAGUUGUCAGCUGUUUACAGGCAGUAAGUGUGGAGUCAUAACCGCCUACAGCAACCGCUUCACCACCACGAUGCCGACAGAGAUGGAGGUGGAGACGCAGGUUCACCUGUACGGUCACACGGCGGAGGUCACGGGUCUGUUCGUCUGUAAACCCUACAGCAUCCUCAUCAGUGUCAGUCGAGACGGGACCUGCAUCCUGUGGGACCUCAACAGGUUGUGUUACGUUCAGAGUCUCACAGGUCACAAGAGUCCGGUGAACGCCGUGUCAGCCAGUGAGACCACCGGAGAUAUCGCCACAGUGUGUGAUUCAGUGGGUGGAGGAAGUGAUCUGAGGCUGUGGACGAUCAACGGAGAUCUGAUUGGUCAUGUUCACUGUCGAGAGAUCAUCUGUUCGGUGGCCUUCUCCAAUCAGCCGGAGGGAAUGUCGGUCAACGUGAUCGCUGGCGGACUGGAGAACGGCGUGGUCAGGUUGUGGAGCACAUGGGACCUGAAGCCAGUCAGAGAGAUCACCUUCCCAAAAUCCAACAGGCCUAUCAGAAGUCUCACGUUCUCAUGUGACGGUCAUCACCUGUACACGACGAACAGCGAGGGCACAGUGAUCGCGUGGUGCCGCCGAGACCAGCAGCGCAUGAAGCUGCCCAUGUUUUACUCGUUCCUCAGCAGCUACGCUGCAGGCUGAUCCUGCGUCCGCCGCCCGUUACCCACACAGGACGGACGCUGAGCUGACCCAGGAAGAGGAGGAGCCAGCAUGCACAAAGCCCCGCCCACAAUCAUCACAGACCCCUCCCUCUGAAACGCCAUCGGAACGCACGGCACUUGAAGCUACUGCACCAUAAAGAGCAGGGGGUCGUGAGGCGGAGCGAGCGUCUGUUAUGACUGAUGAUUCAUGUAGUAUUUGUUUUUGAGUUCGUGAUGUUUGAUUUUGAAAGCUGCUACAAACUGGUCUGCCCAGACUGAACAUUUGAAGGCCUUUCCUUCUUUUUGUCCCUCAUCUCACCCACCCGUCGCCAUCCUGAGAAUAGAAAUCCUGCUUUCGAAGCCAAACCAGACUGAAAUCAUCUGAACACUACCGUCCGUCUGUGUUCCUGCUGAAAGUGAAUUCUUGAUCCACGCGGCAGGCUUUAAACGGGACAUUUUCAGCAUGUGUGACUCGUGCAUGAGUGACAUGCAGCGGCGUAAUGAAUGUGUGCACGCAAUGCCUUCUCGAACUUCAUCCCGCAUUCACAAACCCUGUUCUUCAUUAUAAAAUGCACUCGGGAUGAUCGGGAGAUCUUAUGAAUGUCAGAGGUGGUGGUGUGUCACUCAUGAAUCGUUGGCUGUGCUAAUAUUUAUCCUGUGCUUUUCAGCCUGACUUUCUUAAACAGACACACACGUCCCAGUUACAACAUCACAUUCAUAAUAGUUCAUUAAAAACAUGCUACUUUCUUAUUUUCUGUUCUAGUUUUAUGUGUUGCAUGUUAUGAUCACUUAAGCAGUAUCUAACAUUGGCGAUACAAUAUAAAGUUUAGUCAAUUGUACGAAAACGACACUAUAUCCCUAAAAAAUUACAGUUUGAUGUCAGUACAUUCAGAUUCUGAAUUGUCAGAAGUGUCGAGCUUUAAAAGUGGAGGAAGAAUAAUUGAAGUGCACCAACUAAACAUGAUCCGUAUGCCUUUGUGUUUGUUUUUUCCUGUUCUGUGUUUGCUGUUAGUUUGAGUCUUCCAUUACAUCUAAUUGAAUUAUCUCAUCUAACAUUUUAGUGUUUACCAGAAAGGGAAUGCGUUCACCUUUGUUUUGAGAAAUAUCUACCGUACGAAUCGCUUCAACCCUCAGAUGCAGUUAUUCAGUCAGUGCAGAGCUUCACAGAGCCCUGGUUAUGUGUUUGUGUUUUGUUUUUGAAUCUGUUUUCCAUGCUUGCAUCACAUUUAUCUCCUAAUUAUCAUGCACAGUAUUGUCAUGUUUGUGUUUUCUCAGAAAGAGAUUGAUGUUACUGUCAUUGUGUGAAUUUGUUUGACAUAACUAUCAUGAAAAGGCAUAUUGUUAUCGUUGUUGAAUUAAUGGUUUCUGUGAUUUAAGAUUGAUAUGUUCACCAAGGCCUGGCUGGGACAUUUAUUCCUUUUUUUCUUUUUUUGUAUUUAUGAAAUAUGUAAUAAAAUGUAAAACAUAUAUAUAAUAUAAAUAUAUUCAAAACAUUUUGAUUGA
Cyprinus carpio (common carp) is the source of this 13473-nucleotide messenger RNA. RefSeq names its product lysosomal-trafficking regulator-like. Gene Ontology annotation, cellular component: cytosol; membrane. Gene Ontology annotation, molecular function: protein kinase binding. Lineage: Eukaryota; Metazoa; Chordata; Actinopteri; Cypriniformes; Cyprinidae. The record is from RefSeq and is a predicted model, not a curated record. Gene Ontology annotation, biological process: intracellular protein localization. The transcript has 56 exons.